UGCAGUGAAUUAUGAUGGCAUUUGGUGGUCGCUUUCUUUGUUCGCUCGCUCGCGUGGGUUCUAAAUCUGAAAAGUUUGUUGCUUUCCAUCGAACAGUUGGUUUUUUAGGUAUGAGGACCGGAAAUCAGAGAAAGGUAGCAAUGGAGGUUGUGCACAAAGUAAAAACAUCCUUUGGUUCUGUUUCAAAUAGGUUCCUGGAACAUGGUUCUGGAGGGAUUGAAAGCUUCAAACGAUCCAUGAAAUCUCAUUCCCGUUCAUUAAAUAGGAUUAUGAGUAGAGGAGGCGAUGGUUCUGGGAAGAAAGUGUUUAACCCACAAGGGAAAUUCCUCCAAAAGUGGAACAAAAUCUUUGUCUUGUCAUGUGUGAUUGCUGUUUCAGUGGACCCGUUGUUCUUCUAUAUUCCAAUAGUGAAAAAUGGCAAGUGCCUUGAUCUCGACCGAUCCUUGCAGAUCACAGCUAGUGUUUUGCGCUCAUUCAUGGAUGUUUUCUAUAUACUUCAUAUCAUAUUUCGAUUUCGUACUGGUUUUAUAGCUCCUUCUUCCAGGGUAUUUGGUAGGGGUGUUCUGGUUGAGGAUGCUUGGGUGAUUGCAAAGAGAUAUAUGUCCUCAUAUUUUCUUGUUGACAUUCUUGCUGUGCUUCCAUUGCCACAGGUUGUGAUUUUGAUCAUUAUACCGAGGAUGCAUGGCUCAAAAUCUCUGAACACCAAAAACUUGUUGAAGUUUGUUGUACUUUUCCAGUAUAUCCCGAGGAUGCUUCGAAUCUAUCCUCUGUAUAACGAGGUCACAAGAACUUCUGGCAUACUUACUGAAACUGCAUGGGCUGGAGCUGCUUUUAAUCUCUUGCUUUACAUGUUGGCUAGUCAUGUGCUAGGUGCCUUUUGGUACUUGUUUUCUAUCGAACGUGCAACAACCUGUUGGCGAGAGGCAUGUGGGAAUUUGUUAAAUGAAUCAGAAUAUGCGUGUUAUUCAUUUUAUUGUAAAGAUAAUGAUACAUUGGCAUAUUUGAAUUUAAGCUGCCCUUUUGUGGAUACGGAGACUCCUAUUUUUGAUUUUGGAAUCUUUCUUCCUGCCCUCCGUUCCGGCGUUGCCAACUCAACUGAUUUUCCACAAAAGUUUUUUUACUGUUUUUGGUGGGGUCUGCAAAAUCUGAGUUCACUAGGUCAAAACCUAAAAACAAGCACCUAUGUGUGGGAAAUUUGCUUUGCAGUCUUCAUAUCUAUAUUUGGAUUGGUUCUAUUCUCAUUUCUCAUUGGAAAUAUGCAGACUUACCUGCAGUCCACAACCAUAAGAUUGGAGGAAAUGAGGGUGAAAAGACGAGAUGCAGAGCAGUGGAUGUCCCACCGUAUGCUUCCGGAAUUUCUUAAGGAGCGUAUUAGAAGGUAUGAACAAUAUAAAUGGCAGGAAACACAAGGUGUUGAUGAGGAUAAUUUGAUCCGAAACCUUCCUAAGGACCUCAGAAGGGAUAUAAAACGCCAUCUUUGUUUGAAACUUCUAAAAAGGGUGCCCAUGUUUGAAAAGAUGGAUGCUCAACUAAUGGAUGCAAUGUGUGACCGUUUGAAACCAGUUCUUUAUACAGAGAAGAGCUACAUCGUGAGGGAAGGGGACCCGGUUGAAGAAAUGAUUUUUGUAAUGCGAGGCAAGUUACUAACCGCGACAACUAAUGGUGGACGAACGGGCUUCUUUAACUCUGACUAUCUUAAACCCGGUGAUUUUUGUGGUGAAGAGCUUCUUACAUGGGCCUUGGACCCACAUACAUCAUCCAACCUCCCUAACUCCACAAGAACUGUUAAAGCACUCGAAGAAGUUGAGGCAUUUGCAUUGACGCCGGAUGACCUCAAAUUUGUAGCAUCUCAGUUCAGAAGGCUUCACAGUAAGCAAUUACGCCACACUUUCAGGUUCUACUCACAUCAGUGGAGGACAUGGGCGGCGUGUUUCAUACAGGCCGCAUGGCGACGACAUCGUAGGAAGAGAUUGGAAGAUUCACUUCGGGAAGAAGAAGGCAGGCUGCAAAACGCUUUGACUGGAUCUGAUGGGAGUUCACCUAGUUUGGGUGCUGCAAUGUACGCAUCACGGUUUGCAGCUAAUUUGCUUGCUAUGUUGAGGCGAAAUGGUGCAAGGAAAAAAAGAAUUCCUGAGAAAUUACCGCCAUUGAUGAUGCUCCAGAAGCCUGCAGAGCCUGAUUUUAUUGCUGAAGAAGAUUGAUAUCGUUCAUCUUAAUUAUAUAUAGU
Helianthus annuus (common sunflower) is the source of this 2227-nucleotide messenger RNA. Its product is annotated as cyclic nucleotide-gated ion channel 1. Gene Ontology annotation, molecular function: monoatomic ion channel activity. Lineage: Eukaryota; Viridiplantae; Streptophyta; Magnoliopsida; Asterales; Asteraceae. Gene Ontology annotation, cellular component: membrane. The record is from RefSeq and is a predicted model, not a curated record. The transcript has 7 exons. Gene Ontology annotation, biological process: transmembrane transport; monoatomic ion transport. The coding region runs from base 12 to 2201 and encodes 729 amino acids.